AUGUCAUGGCAAAGAACCAAAAAUAGCAUGCACAUUAUACGAGCGCCGAAAGCGUUCCUUGCAGUAGCGCCGCUUGCAAAAUGGAGCUUGCAUGCUGCUGCAUCAAAGGCAGCACCAACCAUGCCGCAAACAUCUAAACUACAACGGGAACCCACCACCAAUGUUGAUCAGUGCCUUUCGCAGAAGAAAAUGGUGUUCCAGCUCCGCCAAUGGCAGCUUUUAGCUUUGAGCAAGCGGAGGAGUUGCACCGUCAUCUACAGAAUACCUGUCACCAUGCAACAAGGGCUAGAUUCAUUAUUGCCAGUCCCAUAUAUCGGACAUUGCAGACGAAAGAUACCGGUCCCAGAGGCGACUGGAAGGGAAUGGAAGUUCCGGAACUAUGUCACCCCUUUGCUCAUAUCAAUCAGUGCUGGCCUAGGCACACUCGAACCCUUGCCUCAUAAUGAUCCGAAGAUCAUCCACAUCUUUGUUUGA
Messenger RNA from Letharia columbiana, 474 nucleotides. RefSeq lists its product as uncharacterized. The record is from RefSeq and is a predicted model, not a curated record. The transcript has 2 exons. The coding region runs from base 1 to 474 and encodes 157 amino acids. Lineage: Eukaryota; Fungi; Ascomycota; Lecanoromycetes; Lecanorales; Parmeliaceae.